GUGUGCGCCGGCGCCGCCCGCACGUGCUGCCGCCGCGCCGCUCCGUGCCGCCACCGCCGCCGCCAUGAGCUGCCCGGUGACGUGCGCCGCCUGGGUGCGCUGCGGCGUCGCCAAGGAAACGCCGGACAAGGUGCAGCUCAGCGAAGAGGAGCUGAAUCGUCUCAUCGGGGAGGCCCAGGACAGGCAGGGGGAUGAUGAUGAUGGUAGUAAUGAAGGCCAGGUGGCAUGUGGCACAAAUGAAGCCAUCCCUGGCACAGCUAAGUCUUCUCAUAAAAAUGAGGGCCAGCCUGAUCAUGAACUCGAUGAAUAUGAUUUGGAAAACUACGAUGAAGAGGAAUGCACAGGUGAUCUAAAACUGGGAGACUCUUUGGCUGCUCUGGCAGUAUAUGGGAGUAAUGAGGAUGAUCCAUACAUCACUCUGAAAACCACUGAUCAAUAUGAACAGGAGGACUUUUUGAUUAAGCCCAGUGACAAUCUUGUCCUUUGCGGCAGAGUUGAUAAGGAUUACUGUAGUUUGGAGGUCCAUGUAUAUAACCAUGAAGAAGACUCAUUUUAUGUACAUCAUGACAUUAUCUUGCCUGCUUAUCCUCUAAGUCUGGAGUGGUUGAAUUUUGAUCCCAGUCCUGAUGAAUCACAAGGAAAUUACGUUGCGGUGGGUAACAUGACACCAGUUAUUGACGUUUGGGACCUUGAUGUCGUAGAAUCCUUAGAGCCAGUCUUUUCUCUUGGAAGCAAGAAAGACAAAAAGGCAAAGAAGAAAGGAAAGAAAAGUUUAUCUUCAGAGGGCACCCUAAAAGGACAUACUGAUGCUGUACUUGAUCUUUCGUGGAACAAGCAAAGCAGGAACGUUUUAGCAAGUGCAUCUGCUGACAAUACUGUGAUUUUGUGGGACAUGUCUGUGGGUAAGCCAGCAGCCAGCCUGAUGCUACACACAGACAAGGUCCAGACACUGCAGUUUCAUCCAUUUGAAACUCAGACCCUCAUUUCUGGAUCUUAUGAUAGAUCAGCUGUGCUGUAUGACUGCAGAAGCCCACAGGAUAACCAUCGAAUAUGGCGGUUCAGUGGUCAGGUUGAAAGAGUGACUUGGAACCAUUUUUCACCUUGUCAUUUCUUGGCAAGCACAGAGGAUGGCUUUGUGUACUGUCUGGAUGCUCGUUCUGAUAAGCCGCUCUUCACUCUGAAAGCUCACGAUAAAGAGGUGUCAGGGCUACAGCUGAGCAGCCAGGUCAAAGGGUGCCUCGUGACAUCAUCUGCUGACAAAUACGUGAAAAUUUGGGAUAUCCUGGGGGACAGACCAAGUUUAAUCCAUACCAGGGAUAUGAAAAUGGGUGUUCUCUUCUGUGCAGCUUGCUGCCCUGACUUCCCUUUUGUUUUUGCCUUCGGAGGGGAGAGAGAAGGGCUGCGUGUUUGGGAUAUAAGCAAGAUUUCUGCAGUGAAUGAAGUUUUUGGAAACAGAGAGAGACUUGCUGUGGCUAGUGCCAGCUCUGCGGCCCGCGGCUCCACGGCUGGCAGUAACAGCAACGACUCAGAGUCAGCAAUGGAAUCGUGAUGGACCAAAUACCAAUAAAAUCAAAGUAAUCAAUGGGACUACAACUGAAGAGUAUUCUACAGAUCUGUUUGGGGAGAACUCACAGAAAUUACCUGUGUCUUGCAAUCAGCAGGCUGCUUCAUCUUGGACAAAGAAACAUGGUGAUGUAGUUAAAUUCAAAGUCAGCACUUUCUGAGUUCCUGCCUUUAUUACUGGCUUUGAAAUACUAAAUCACUUGCUUCUGCCUGAGAUGAUGAUGAUGAUGUUGCAAUAGGUCAGAAUGGCUCUGAGCAACCUGAUCUACUUGAGGGUGCCCCUGCUUACUGCAGAGGGGUUGGACUAGUUGACCUUUGGAGGUCCCUUCCAACCCAGACCAUUCUAUGAUUUUAUGAUUCUUUGAUCUCUGAAGCAGAGGCUACUACAUGUAAAGCUGAUACAUGAAAGAGUCACUAGACUCAUGCCAUAAGUUUGUGGCAUACUGCAAAGGGCAUAAACACCUGAGACAGCAGUUGUGUAAGAAAUACACAAAACCUGAAUGACAUGACAACUGAAACCAGGUAAUUCAUCCUUGUUACAGAUUUCUAAGAUUGUGAAAGUUGUUUUAUGUAACCUUUUUAAGUCGUCUUGGGGUAUUUCUUGGGCAGUAAGGUGGAGUCCACAAGUAGAAUUAUGGACUGCAUUUUUAACACCUCAGGUCACCAAUAUAAAGCCAGAGGUAUCCCAGCUCUAUCUCAUCAAGAUUUUUUUUUGUUUUCCCUGGUUCCACAGCAUCUGAAGCUUGCUGAUGUUGCCUGUGUAUUGGAUUUUUCUCUGGUGCUCCAACUGUAAUAUAUGUAAGAAUUUGAACUUAAAUAAGGAGCUAUUAUUCAGGAGAGGAUGAGAGGCUGACAGGACACAAAACAAGGGUAGGGAUCUCAGCUGGUCACUGUCACUGAUGAAAGUUGUCUGUGCUAGGUACUCACAUUCUUAACUCCUCCCAGGCAUUUCUGCCUGAAACUCUCAGACAUUCUGAUUUAAAACACCUUAUUUACAGCAUUCGGAACCUAGUUGAGGAAUGUGACUCAAUUUCCUCACAUUUAGAAUGAACAUCCAAGUGCCUUACCCCAGGCCAGAAGUUAAAUGAUGAUACUCUUAACCUCUGGUGAAGUGCUUCCCUCUACGCACACUCUAAGAUCUGUUUAAGUGCUGCUGCUGCUAAAAUACCCUGGAUACCAAAGCAGCUCUCAUGUCAGUGCAUGCUGUUAGCAAGAUCUUGACCCUGCUUUCCACCCUAGCUCGCUGUAGCUAGUAGCUAUCAUCUCACUCUGGGAUAAAGCAGAUGAAUUUUAUCAGUACCAACUGCAGAUAGGGAAAAGGUGGAGCUGUAGAUUUUGUUCUCAUGCCUUGAAGUGGCUGCUUCUAAAUCAAAUUCAGCUGUUUCUUGUCUGGUGACAGGUGUUUAACAUGGCUUUGCAGGAUUUGUUGGGAUUCCUGCUUCAAUCCUUUCUCUGCCAAGCAAUAGUGACUAGUGUGUCAACAGCAAAUGAACAUCUGCUUUUGGAAGCUUAAGAGGGUGAAAGUACCAGAGUCACCUUUGUUGAAGUGCUCUCUGAUGAAAAGCUGCUGGUUUUUCAAAGCUGUCAUUGGAAAUAAAUGGUUUGUGUUAAGUUCUUUGAGAGUAGUAAUUUCUGAUGUCACUGGCACCGUAGCUCAAAAGGUUGCUUUUUGUUACUGCAAGCAACACGUCUUUCCCUUGACUAAAACAUGCUUAAACAAAC
Molecule: messenger RNA, 3285 nt
Organism: Pogoniulus pusillus (Red-fronted tinkerbird)
Lineage: Eukaryota; Metazoa; Chordata; Aves; Piciformes; Lybiidae
Gene: PWP1
Product: PWP1 homolog, endonuclein
Exons: 15
Coding region: 65-1549 (494 amino acids)
Biological process (GO): rRNA processing
Cellular component (GO): nucleus
Molecular function (GO): protein binding
Source: RefSeq, a predicted model, not a curated record